UGCUCGGUCUCUAUUCUGAUGUCUUGAGUUGGAUGUAUGAGUUGACUGUUUUGAGUAAGUGGUUGAGUCAAGUCUAGGUUGGUUGGUGAACAGAAGGGAGACUCUUCCUUUACUCGAUUUUGCUGCACUCGAAUGUCCUUUGUGGUGGUUGUCCAGGUUGCUGUUGAGGUUGUUCAUGUAUUGAUGUUUGAAAACCAGUACGAUUCACGUGUUCUGUGCCUUUAUGACUUGUCCCCAAUGUUGGUUGAUUGAAAUAUGUGAGCUUACCUUGUAUCUGACUUGGUUUGCUUGGGGACAAGCAAACGGUUAAGUGUGGGGGAGUUUGAUAGACCGUUAAUUACACAUGUUUUUACCCCUGUUCUUACACCGUUUGAGGUGUUGAUUCUCGUGUUUUAGGCCGAUUUCACGCUAGGUUGUGCUUGUUUGUGAUAUUUCAGGUUCUAGUACGUGAAUGGAGGCUUGGGAGCGAGUUUGGGGUCGAUUGGACGAAGAUCGGACGCGUGGCGAGGUGCUAAGGAAGCCGCACGGGCAUUCCUGGACAUCAUACGGCCGUGCAACUCACAUUUGUGGCCGUGUGAUUUUCGCCGAGAGCAAACACGGGCAGGAUGGAAAUCCCACAUGGCCGUGCGACCCUGGCCAUGUGGGAAGCCUGAAUUUCGACUUAAUGAUACGCCGCGUUUUGACUCACACGGGCAACUGGGUGAGCCACACGACCGUGUGGCCUGCCCGUGUGAGUCGGGAAAUCUUGGUUUUUCAGCCAAUUUCGAGCCACAAGUGAGAGAUCGGACUUUUUGAGCAAAAACAGAGCCACAAGUGAGAGAUCGGACUUUUUGAGCAAAAACAGAGCCCUAGAGAGAGAAAGGACGAAGAACACAUCCUAGAAGCUAUCUUGGAGCUGGGUUUCAUCAAAUCGAGCUUGGAGAUCGUCACAGGAGUGGAAAUCAUCAUCCCAGAGCAGAUUCUUCCCAUUGUAAUGAGUAUGACUGCUUUGUACCUUGUUUUCCUCUCUCUCUCUAUGGAGUAGAACCUCUCUCUCACUUGGGGAUGAAGAACCCUAGUUCUAAGUGUUAGGGAUUGAUUGUAAUGACUUGGGAUGAUAUUAUUGUUUGAUUUUAAUCGAAUGAUGCAUGUUUAUUGAGUCAAUUGAAGACUGAUCAACUUUUCCUGAUUCCUGCUGCAAUCUGAGAUAGAUAGAAUCUGAGUAGGUUGCUAGAGUCUCAUCAUUUGGUAGUAGGAGAUUGGCUAUACGAGAGUUAGCCAGUUUACUGCUUUGUACUGGAAUCCAAUUCCAGUAGUGGAGUUCUGUUCUUACUGCUUCAGCUUUCUAUCAUGGUGAAGACUAGUCGUCUGCCGGGUAGUUAGACUGAGAGGGCUUGGUCAGCUUAAGAGAUUCCAAGCUACUGUCGGAUCUUCCGCAGUCUAAUCAACAGUAAAUCAAUCCAGGGAAAUACAAUUGAAACCUAACUAAGGAGCUAGGUGGACUCAUUCCCGAGUGACUCUUACCUGCUUAAGUGUGGGGGGUGCUUUGUAUCGGUUGGAAUAUAUACUUGUGUGCUUGGAGCCUAGUCCGCUGUCCGAAUCUUACGAUUUGAGGGCUCCAAGUACUGCUGUUUGAUCAUAUUGGCACUGUGUUUUGAUUAAUGAAUUGAAUGGUUUUCGGAUUGAUGCAUGAUAGCUUGAUCAUGACUAGGACAACCUAUGAUGAGGACUGAGACGUGCAGUAGAAUUGUGUAGGGGUUCAGUUCUUUCAACUGUUUGCUUACCAACUGUGACUUGAUUUAAUCACUUGUUCUUGACAGUCGUUUAUGCAUCUAGUUCAGGGUAUCAGAAUGUGAGAUAGAGCAUAUAGGUAGCCAUGUGAGAUUUGAGCCUGCUCGUUUCUUUCUUGUGCGAUAGAUCCCUCUUCCAUGAUGUGUAGCAUUCACGUUGUCACUAGCUAAGAUGAUGGGGGCAUAGGAUUAGCCCACGACCAAAUUUGACUGUCCUGAUGUGUCAUGUCCCCUAGUCAGCCUCUUCGAGCCGUGUGUUAUCCUUUCUUUUGGUCUAUAAUGAAAAAUCACCCUUUUUGCAUCUUUUAGAAGGUUCCACAGAGUGGUUUUUACAUAUUCUUUGCUGUUUCUGCUAAAUUUGAUGUGAGUGUUGGAGGUAGUGCUUAAAAGUUGGGCAGGUGUUUGAAAUAUGUGCAGAAGUGGUGGCUCUCUUAAGAAAUGAAAAGAAAAUGA
Linum trigynum is the source of this 2222-nucleotide messenger RNA. NCBI's taxonomy places the organism in Eukaryota, Viridiplantae, Streptophyta, Magnoliopsida, Malpighiales, Linaceae. The record is from the annotation of a GenBank genome assembly.